UACCAUUAAUGGCGGAAGAGGGGUGGUGGUAAUGUAAGUGUUUUAACAACAUGUUGGCUUUAUUUUCUGAUAUCCGCACAGGGGGGAAUAUGCGUUGUAUUAAUAUGUGACACGUUAUACACAUUAUGUUAACGUGGAAACAAACACAUGUUUUAGUGUUGUGCUUGUGAGCAGCAGGGAUCUGAGGAGCUGAGGAGCAGAGGAGCAGAGGGGGAUUAUCAGAAGAAGAAGAAGAAACUCUCAUGUCAAACAGCUUGAGUCGGUGAAGAGGCGCAGACAUGUCGGGUCACAGCCGAGCGAACGGCCCCGGAUCCGGCGCCAAACAGCCGCAGCCCACGGUGACAGCGGAAUACUGCGCGCAGCUGCAGCAGUGGAUGUGGGGCUACUACUGGAGCUACACCGGGUGGCAGAGCUGGCUCUCCCUGUCCGCCCUCUCCUUCCCCCCGCCGCCGGGGACCAGCGCCCGUACACCGGCUGCAGCUGCUGUUGGUGGUGGUGCACCGUGGCUCGGCUGGAACCCUUAUCUCCCCGGCCUCCCCCCGGCCCCGGCUUCCUUCCCUCAUCCCGGGGGUGCACACAUCCAGCACAGCGCACCCCCUGAUCCCCGGACAGCCCAGGAGCACGACCCCCCUCAGGCAGGACGGGAGUACACCAUCCCCUCUCCUCUGCAGAGGUUCCUGGCAGAGACGGUGGACUUCUUCAUCCUGUUCUGUGUGAAGGCCACCAUCGUGCUGUGGAUCAUGCACCUGAGUGGGAUGAAGGACAUCACCAUACUAAUCACCCAGUUCAUCGUGGAGGAGAUUGACGAGAACACGUCCAUGGAGGACCUGCAGAAGAUGAUGGCUGUGGCUCUGGUCUACAGGGUGUUGGUGUGCUUCUACGAGACGAUCUGUAUUUGGGGAGCUGGUGGGGCCACUCCGGGGAAGUUCCUGCUCGGCCUGCGGGUGGUGACGUGCGACACAUCCACUCUGGUGCGACCCAACCGAGUCUUUGUAGUCCCGGCGUCUAACGUCUCGCUCUCUGCAUCUACAGUCCGGGCGCUGAACAAGAACUUCUCCAUCGCCUUCCUCUUUCCGGUCUUCAUCACCCUCCUCUUCUUCCAGCACAACAGGACUGUGUACGACAUCGUGGCCGGCACCAUAGUCGUCCAGAGACGAGGGGGCAGAUAGCCUCUCCUUCGGCAGCGGACCCUAUUGGGGUAAUGAUAAAGUGCGAUAGCCCUGAAAAUUAAAUCAAUCAGUCACCAACGGGAACAACAGAGAGACGCAUUGGCCCAUUUCUGCAAGAGAUCAAACUUGGACAUGAAUUGCACUUAAAAUGGGGGGGCAUGUUGUUGAAGUUAAAAAGAAAAUCCAUUCUUACUUCUUUUGUUGUAAGGUAUUCAUUUAGCUACGAGGAAAGUAUUGUGAAUUUUGAUGAUGUUAAUAUAAGUGUAGAAGAAGGUGCUGUCCAAUGUUUCCAGUAAUUCCUGGGACGACUCCUCAUAACGUUUGAAUUAGUUUGUGUUAUUUUAUUUUAUCUUAUUUUUCCAGAAAUAGCUCAUAUGUGUAUGAUUUGAAAACUUUGGUGACACCUAGUGGCUGCACCAAAAAAUACUCCCAAGAUGCCUGUUAAUAUUCAUAGUGAUAAUUUUAUUUUUCUACAGAGAGAAACUAAUAAUACUUAAAGAUGGAUUAAACAUCAGUAGGUUCUGAAUCUCUUCAAACAUUAAUUAGCCAAUAUAACCCUAAAGUAAAAUUUAUAUAUAUAUAUAUAUAUAUAUACACACAACUUAAACAGCUGCAGAUGAAUGAAACUUCAUUCACGUACCUGUUUGGUUUGGUUUGCUUGAUUUUUAUGUUUGUGAAUGUGAUUAUUAUUAUAAUGCUCCCACGGUUAUUUUUGUCUGGAUAUUUUGAUGAAGCACUGUUUAGAUAUAUCUGCUGAAAAGUAACAAUAACUCUUCUCCCUGGUGAAUGAGUUUGUCUCGGCUGCAUCAUUAACAUAAUGAUUGUCCACAUGGAUGUUAUUGUAUUGGUCUGGUAUUGUCCACAUACUAGUGCAUCAUACAAACUGAUGCCGAUGUUGAUGUAUAAAUGAUAUCUUCACAAUUAAAAACAUAUUUGAAAAUGACCAUAGUGCAAGCAAUCAAUAAGUACUGUAUGACUGUACAAUAUCACACCUAUAUAAACAGCGGGAAUGAGUGGAGACUGUUUAAUAAACAGUAAAUAUAAUUGACAGAGGAUUUUCAGAAUAAAUUAAGAAAACCAAUUUUCUUUGUGUCAUGCCUGAGAAUGUGGUUGACUCAGCAACUGUACAGUAUAUAUGCAGAAUUAAGUUAGGAUGAGUCUUAACUUAAAGAGCUGUAAAGUUAAUCACGUGCCAUGAUACACCAAGCAUGUUGUGUUUAAACUGAAGAAAAUCUAUUGAUGUAUAAUGCUGGUUGUUGACACUGGUCUUAUAACUUGUGUGUUUUCUGUGUAAACUCCCUUAAAUCAUA
This is a messenger RNA of Hippoglossus stenolepis (Pacific halibut), 2479 nucleotides long. It is a transcript of the gene fam8a1a, whose product is annotated as family with sequence similarity 8 member A1a. NCBI's taxonomy places the organism in Eukaryota, Metazoa, Chordata, Actinopteri, Pleuronectiformes, Pleuronectidae. The coding region runs from base 279 to 1169 and encodes 296 amino acids. The transcript is spliced from 5 exons. The record is from RefSeq and is a predicted model, not a curated record.